This is a messenger RNA of Cataglyphis hispanica, 1473 nucleotides long. RefSeq names its product inositol monophosphatase 1-like. Bases 271 to 1092 code for a protein of 273 amino acids. Gene Ontology annotation, molecular function: inositol monophosphate 1-phosphatase activity. The transcript has 6 exons. Lineage: Eukaryota; Metazoa; Arthropoda; Insecta; Hymenoptera; Formicidae. The record is from RefSeq and is a predicted model, not a curated record. Gene Ontology annotation, biological process: inositol metabolic process; phosphatidylinositol phosphate biosynthetic process; signal transduction.
UCCGGUGUUUGUAUGAGAAUCGAUUCACGCGACUGGCGUGGUGGUGGAAGGUAUAGUAUAGUGUGUAUAUCGAGCGAUUACGCAUUACGUCAAAGUCUGAAAGCUACGGAGCUCAACGGAACUUGAUGUCAGUGCCAACUGAGCGUCGAUACAGGCAAGAAUUACAGCGGAACCAUUUCGUGUGUAAAGCGCGUGUCGCUGUGGCGGUGUGGCAUUCCAUCCAUUACAUAUAAAUAUAAAGGGUCGCUUCUCACACAACUCUAAUAAAUCAUGUUUACGGAUGUCGAUGAGUGUUAUAUUGAGAUUUUGCGGCUUGUGAAACAAGCUGGUUCGAUUGUCAAUGAAAAGAUUCAUCAACACAAAGACGUACUUACAAAAUCAUGUGACGUUGAUUUAGUUACAGAAUGGGAUCAAAAGGUAGAAAAACUUUUAAUCAACGGAAUAUCCUCCAAAUAUCCUGAUCAUAAAUUUAUUGGCGAAGAGAGUACUGCUAUGGGCCAGAAGGUAGAACUAACAAAUGCGCCAACAUGGAUAAUCGAUCCGAUCGACGGCACAAUGAAUUUCGUUCAUGGUUUACCGCACACGUGCAUAUCGAUUGCGUUACUUAUUAAUAAAACGGCGGAAAUAGGAAUAGUAUAUAAUCCGAUUUUGGAACAGCUUUUCACCGCCCGUAAGGGUCAGGGCGCUUUUCUUAAUGGUGCUCCGAUUCACGUAUCAGAUAAAAAGGAAUUACGUAAUUCGUUGGUAAUGAUAGAAAUGGGAACGAGCAGAGAUCCGGAAAAAUUGGAAAUAGUAUUGCAAAAUAUUAAGAUCCUUACAACACGUAUCCAUGGACUACGAUCGCUUGGUUCGGCAGCUUUGAAUAUGUGCAUGGUAGCUCUCGGUGGUGCUGAUGUUUUUUUCGAAUUUGGUAUACACGCAUGGGAUAUUGCAGCCGGAGAUCUUAUUGUUCGAGAAGCUGGUGGUGUGACGAUAGAUCCAGCUGGAGAUCCGUUUGAUGUGAUGAGCAGAAGGGUAUUAUGCGCAUCAUCGAUUGAAUUAGCUCAAGAACUUUCCAAAAUAUUAAUUCAGUAUUAUCCAGAACGAGAUUAAAAAGCUUCAAAAAACUUUGAAGAUGAGGAAGAAUUUAUGUUUGCAUGUCAGAUUGAAUAUACGCAAAUAUUAUUUCCUAAAAACGAGAAAAAUAAAUUGAAGACGUAUUAUAUAUAUAUGUAGAAAAUUGUAAGGUAUGUAAGUUUACUUUAGAUUAAAAAAAUAUCGAUGUAAUUAUGAAUUUUUCUUCAAUUUUUUAAUUUUGUGUAAAAUGAUUUAAAAUAUUAUGUGUUACAAACAUGUGUAACAAUUAUGUGUAAUAAAUUAUUUAUGUACUUAUAUACAAAAUCAAUAUAUAUAUAUAUAUAUAUAUAUAUAUAUAUAUAUAUAUAUGUGUAUGUAUGUAUGUAUAAUAUAUGUAUAAUAUAUGUAUAAUAAUGA